Rattus norvegicus (Norway rat) is the source of this 4170-nucleotide messenger RNA. It is a transcript of the gene Sfrp1, whose product is annotated as secreted frizzled-related protein 1. The transcript is spliced from 3 exons. Gene Ontology annotation, biological process: developmental process; negative regulation of osteoclast differentiation; negative regulation of canonical Wnt signaling pathway. Gene Ontology annotation, cellular component: extracellular region. Lineage: Eukaryota; Metazoa; Chordata; Mammalia; Rodentia; Muridae. Bases 276 to 1220 code for a protein of 314 amino acids. The record is from RefSeq and is marked validated.
CUGCAGCGCCGCAAGUAGGUGCAGCAGCCCGCAGCUCGCCGCGCCUCUGCGAGCCGGGACGGCACUCGGCCCCGCGCGCUCCCCGCCUCGCGCCAGCCCCGCCGCCGGGACCUGCGGCAGCCGAAGACCCCAUCGAUCAGAGACUCGGGGAGCAGCGCGCGGCCCCGAGCCGGACGGGGCCGGGCACUGCGCCUUUGUCCCCGGAGGCUCCGGGAAGUUUGCAGCGGGACGCGCGCGUGAAAGCAGCGUGGGCAGCCCCGACGUCGCCGAGCAGCAUGGGCGUCGGGCGCAACGCGCGGGGUCGCGGCGGGGCCGCCUCCGGCGUGCUGCUGGCGUUGGCCGCCGCGCUGCUGGCCGCGGGUUCGGCCAGCGAGUACGACUACGUGAGCUUCCAGUCGGAUAUCGGCUCCUAUCAGAGCGGGCGCUUCUACACCAAGCCCCCGCAGUGCGUGGACAUCCCGGUGGACCUGCGGCUGUGCCACAACGUGGGCUACAAGAAGAUGGUGCUGCCCAACCUGCUGGAGCACGAGACCAUGGCAGAGGUGAAGCAGCAGGCCAGCAGCUGGGUGCCGCUGCUCAACAAGAACUGCCACAUGGGCACCCAGGUCUUCCUCUGCUCGCUCUUCGCGCCCGUCUGUCUGGACCGGCCUAUCUACCCGUGUCGCUGGCUCUGCGAGGCUGUUCGCGACUCGUGCGAGCCGGUCAUGCAGUUCUUCGGCUUCUACUGGCCCGAGAUGCUCAAAUGUGACAAGUUCCCCGAGGGCGACGUCUGCAUCGCCAUGACCCCGCCCAAUGCCACCGAAGCCUCGAAGCCCCAAGGUACAACAGUGUGUCCUCCGUGUGACAACGAGUUGAAAUCGGAGGCCAUCAUCGAACAUCUCUGUGCAAGCGAGUUUGCGCUGAGAAUGAAAAUCAAAGAAGUAAAAAAGGAAAACGGUGACAAGAAGAUUGUCCCCAAGAAGAAGAAACCCUUGAAGCUGGGGCCCAUCAAGAAGAAGGAGCUGAAGCGGCUCGUGCUUUUCCUAAAGAAUGGCGCCGACUGUCCCUGCCACCAGCUGGACAACCUCAGCCACAACUUCCUCAUCAUGGGGCGCAAGGUGAAGAGCCAGUACUUGCUCACAGCCAUUCACAAGUGGGACAAGAAAAACAAGGAGUUCAAAAACUUCAUGAAGAAAAUGAAAAACCACGAGUGUCCCACCUUCCAGUCUGUUUUUAAGUGACGCUGGGGUGGACUGGGGAGGGAGCGUGGCUUGGGGUGAGGGUGGGGGCGUGUGAAUGACCCUGGCUCUUGGGGUUCACAUGUUGCUCUCUCCCAUUACAGUUGUGGCUUUUGCAUCGCACCUGGCUCUGUUCCUACAGCGAUCCCUCUCCCUUCCCUCCACAGCCAAUCCAGCUAAGGCCCUUUAGAUUAGGAAGGCUUUUUUUUUUUAAGGGCUGCAGCAGGGCCAGCAGGCACAAGGAGAGUCAGAAUCCUUUCACUGAGCCUCAGGCACAAAACAGAAAAUGUUUGCCAGUUUGGGGAAAAAAAAAAAAGGAUUGUAAAGAAGUGCAGGAGGACAGUCAUUCAGCUUGAAGUUGUUCUGAACAGCAUUCCCAAUUCCUUGUGGAGUCUAAAGCCUUUACAACCCCUCUCUUUCUGCCUUAGAUAGAAACAAGACCAUUGUCACCUUCAACACACACACACACACACACACACACACACACACACACACACACACACACACACACACAAGGGGCUGGAAACUGUAGGUCUCAAAUGGACAUUUCAUCGGGAUACCAGGAUGGCAGGGAUCUGCUUUUGUAUGAGGAGGAACGUGAGCAUGAAGAGAAUGAGGCGUUUCAGACUGAGAAGCCAAUGGUUACUAGUUUUCAAAAAUAAUAGUGAAAGAAAAGAACAAAUGUAGACGGUCAAGCAGGUCACGAGUCAGGGUGACUGGGGAAUCCUGUGUGGAAGGGCCUCACAUUGUAAUCCCGUCUGUCACAUUUCGAAAGAACAGAGACAUAAACAGUGAUAAAACCCCACACAUCUUCCGAGGCUUGGAUAAAACUCCACACUGAGCAUUUCAAAGAUAACCAAGACUAACAUCGCGGAUUGCCCAAGGCGCCCUCUUAAUAAGCACACUGCGCAUAUGCUGUGGAAGGCAAGUCUGUCUGCGCAUGUGCUGUGGAGGAGAUGGGCGUGGCAUCAUGGCUGUGCCUAGCUGCCAUGUCAGUGGAAGGAGACAAGUGUCCACAAUGCUGCCCGGACUCUGCUUUUCUGCAAGGAGAGCCCUUUUUCUUAAACACGAUUGCCUAUAAUUCCAACAAAAUUGGAAUUGCUGCCUGCCUGAGCCCUCCACCUUUAUUUUUGUAUGCCUCCACUCACGUUCUUUUGAGGCUAAGCCCUACCCGAGGAGAUGGUUUCAAAGGCACCAUCGGCAGUUUCCCCAAGUGCCCAAAGGUAUUUCUUAAAGUUGGUAUGCUUAAUAAGUGAUGUAAAUAUUCCAGUUCUCUUUGGUAGCCUUACUCCUGUUGUCCGAGUAGUUCUUCUUCUUCUUUUUUUUUAAAGCUAAUUUCUUCCACCAAAGUCUGAUUAUUCACUCCCCACCACAUCUCAAGGGCCACAGUGGCUGUCCCUUUGGCUUACUCAAUCCAGAGGCAGCAUUGGUUGUGAAGAGUCAUGUGAUCUAGUGGCCUUGGAUUGGCACAGAAGCAGAAAACUUCUGGUUACUUCUGAAAGACUCCGGCCUGAAAAUUACCAUGCCAACCUAGUUACCGAUCUAAGUGGGGUAGUGAGCUAAUUAACUUUAUGUCUAGUAAUUCUAUUAUCCUAACACUUUUAAGAAUUCUACCAACCUUAAUCAUAACGGUAUUAAGAAUCUUAAAUGAUUUGCCGAUAAUUGUAUAUGAUUUAAUUAGUAAUUUGAAAUAGUCUACCUUUUCAUUGUCCAACUGAAAGACAAAUUUUCAUGAGUGUAGAUUUGGGCCUCCAGCCACUAGUCAGUGCCUAGUGAGGGUCUGUUCAUUUUGGCAAAGUUCACCAUGUGGCAGGGCCCUCUCCAAGUGGCAGAGGACCACCUAUAUUAAUUUUUCUGAGGAUGGUAGCAGUUUCACAGAACAAAAGUGACAGCCUGUGCUGGGCAGAUUAGGAAUCCUCAGGUAGGAGGCAACAUUCUCAGAAAGGAUUCACAAUCAACUGAUCACGUGAACUCCAGCGACUGUCCUCCCACUCCAGAAUCCCCGGCUUUAGAGUUCCAUUGUGGACCUGUGAGGAUUUUAGACACGCACACAGACCAGUUUUGUCUCUACUACAUCAGCAGUUCUAGACAAAAAGGGAGGCUAAGGGCCCAAAGCUGCGUGAUCAGCAGCCUUUGUCCAUUACAACAAAAGGUAUAACAAACCAAUGUGCAGACUCGUUGGCUUUGCCCCUGGUUUCCAAUGGUGGAGGUCCAUGUGUGCUCUGACCAGCGUUGCCAGUGAAAAGAAGAGCUUUAAAAUAGCCAUUCUGGAGAGUCAGGAAAAGCCAACCCCCCCCACCCCCCCAACCAAACUUUUGGAAACUACCAGUAGUUAUCUUGGAAAAUAGGCUCGGAGGCACGAAUUGUAAAGAUAUUCUACUUUAAAAACAUUCUGUAGCAAUACUCAAAACUCGUGGUUGGUGGGUUAGCACUGUGUUCUCCCUGGGGCAGAGUCCAGGCUUCCUGUGAAUGUGUAAAUUACAGAACUCUCGGUUCCCAAAGCUAGAACCUGUUUUUCUUGUUAGCCUUCGUGUAACCAGAUGCUCUGUUGUACCUUCAUAGCUGGAAGUGUUUCAAGAUGAGCUUCAGAAGCAAACCUGAAGCUUCAUCUUCACAAUGGCAUGCUGACUGCUCUGACCUGGCACUGCGGGUCCUAAGCACAUAUGUGGAAUCCCUGUUGGCCCUAGUCCCCGCGCCCCUGCCCCCCUUGCCCCGUGAGGACUCCACUUUAUAGCCUAAACCUUUUAUACAAAAGCUUUGGAUACUGUGAAGAUGUUUUACAUUCCAUUUCGUUCGUGUUGUUUUUUUUUUUUAACUACAUUUGACCAGAUGUUUUGAUGUUAUCACUUAUGUUAAUAGUAAUUCCCAGAUGUGUUUUGUUCUCAUUGCUUUCCCUGCCGUGUAUUCACUAAAAUCACUCGAUCAAUAACAGUGUGAGUUGUGAUUGGCCCAA